This is a messenger RNA of Cladocopium goreaui, 1669 nucleotides long. The record is from the annotation of a GenBank genome assembly. Lineage: Eukaryota; Dinophyceae; Suessiales; Symbiodiniaceae.
CUCAGAUCGGCAACCAUGAGCUUAGAGAAUGACCCUUUGUACCAAGAAAUGCUCAAAGAGAAGAAACGCCUAGAAGCACUUCGCGCCUCGAAGGGCAAAGGAGUGGGGAAAGAGAUGGCAGUGGCGGCUACCAGUGAGACAUCCCCCAAACCUAUCAGUGUGGCUUCGGAAACGCCUCGACGGGAGGAGCCUGAUGCCCAACCACCAGAAGAUGACAGCUAUUGGAACAAAUCGCCCAAUGCUGCGGCUCCACAUGGCAACGCUGAUGCCACUCCAUACUAUUCGCCACCACCGGCGCCUGAGGUCGAUGACACCCUUGUUGAUGAGGUUCCUCCUGCGGUUGCCCCAGGUGACAGCGGGGCUCCAGCUGAGGCGGUUGCCCCAGGUGACAGUGAGGUGGUUCAGGUACCGGGCAAUGAGGGUACUGGAUUGACUGAUGAGGAUGCCUUAUUCGGUGCUGAAACCCCAACGCCUCCCAGUUUUUUGUCAGAACAAGCGGCGGAUCAACGGCUACGCCGGAUCAUGACCCCCAGAUCGAAUGGUUCCCUCAAAGUUCCGGCUCAAUUGGUGGAGCAGUACGAGAAGAACAAAGAUGACGAACGGUUCAUUGCCAAAGUCACCCGUAUCUACCAAAAAAUUGAAGAGUUUGCGGCAGAAGACAACUACGAGUUCUACAGUGAGCAAGACAUGGUUGAUGCAGGUUGGAGUGAGCGAAAGAUCAAGGGGGCGAAGAAGCACUGCGAUUCCAAGCCUGGCUUCACGAGGAAAUCUGAAUAUGGAGAGGGCACUUUGUACUGGGUUAUCAUCAGCCAGAAAGGCCAGCGCAAGACCACUACCCGCAACAUCUUCGAGAAGACCAUGGAGGAGGAUGCCAGUGACAACGAGAUCCCACAAGUUCCAGGAAGCGUGGGUUCGGUUAACCUUGCUUGCACUAUGGCUAGCGUCUCCACACCUGGUCCCGCAGGUGAGUCGUGUAAUGCCAGCCCUGGAGAUGAACCCCUCGAUGAGAGUGAGGAUGAUGAUGAUGGUUUCAAUCAUGAGGCCAAACUCCUGAAGCAAGUGGCUUUCCCACCAGGCAUGGAAAGAGGGGAUAUCCAACCAUCCUCUUUGGUCAUCAAGGUUUCCAAAGCUAUCGGAAAGCGCUUGGCCAAACUUGGGGUGCACCAAGAAAGGCUAGCUUCGCCAAUCAACGAAACCCAGGGAAAGUUGCUCGACAAGGUCAAGAAUUUGACCAAGGACUUGACUGAGAAGGAUGAGAAAAUUGGUGAGCUCUACAGCGCAGGGUUGGUUAAUGGUUUCAACAAGGGGCUUCAGAAAAAUCUCCGCACCUUGUUUGAAGAGUCUCGGAAGCUGGCCAUUGACGCAGUCUGCAUCGACAGCCGGGUCUCGUUGGCCGCUACGAAGCCCAAACCCACCAAGUCGCCGGCUCCUAAGUCUGAUGGGAAGCCUGCCUCAGCAAAGGCAAAAGCUAAGGGUGAGGCAAAGGCCAAAGCAUUCCAAAAGAAACGUCCUUCUGGUGAUUCUACUGAAACACCAGUGUCCAAAAAGGCAAAGUAGGAUCUUUUACUUGUGCCAGCUGCACUGGGGUGACAGCUGGGGUUCACUGCCCAAUUUGGGCCAUUCCCUUUUGAACCAUGGCUGACAAAGGUUGGGAAUCAGGCAAUGGUAC